CUAUACCAAUUGCCCAUGCUUAUGCCCCCCCCAUGCUUAUGCCCCCACCUCCUUAUUCAAAACUCACAUAACCUAUUCUUCUUUGUUCACAUAACCUAUUCUUCUUUGUUGGAGACAACUGAGAUAAGCCAUGGGAAGAGCUCCAUGUUGUGACAAUGGUGACAGGAACAAAGGAGCCUGGACUACAGAAGAAGAUGAAAGGCUUAUCCAAUACAUUCAAGCCCACGGAGAAGGCUGCUGGAGGUCACUUCCUAAGGCUGCAGGUCUGCUUCGUUGUGGCAAGAGUUGCAGGCUAAGAUGGAUAAAUUAUCUGCGCCCUGACCUCAAGCGGGGUAAUUUCUCUGAAGAUGAAGAGGAUCUCAUCUUCAAAUUACACGCCCUUCUUGGAAACAAGUGGUCUCUGAUAGCCGGUCGACUACCCGGACGAACCGACAACGAGAUAAAAAACUACUGGAACUCACAUCUGAAAAGAAAACUGCUUAGUAGGGGCGUCGACCCGAAGACCCAUCGACCAUUUUACAAAACCAUCACCCACAAUCAGAAAUCGGACAUUCUUACACAGGCCAAAUCAGAAAUCGACCAUGAAAAAUGCUCAGGAGAGACAGUCGACGAGGUACUCCAAUCUUCGGAAGGCGACCAUUGUGAGCAAGCAAUUACAAGCGAUUCCCACACCCACACCCACAAUCAGACUCAAACUCAAACUCAAGCUCAGAAUCACAGAGAGCUUCUGAAUCUGAAUCUGGAAUUGUCGAUAACUUCUCCAUCGAUUUGUUCAACGGCUCGCGACGAAACAGUCCAUUCUCACCAAGGCUGUCAUGGCCGGCUUUCGUCUGGCAAGGAUGAAAUAAACGGCCUAAAUUCUGUCGGCUGCUACGUAGAUUUCCCCCGUACAAUGCUCUUGUUAAGAUAGAUAAGGAUGUGGGCCGUAGAUGCAAAAAGGUUGCUUUGCAACGUUGUAUUGUUUUAGUCUAGUACGGGAUAUUUUUGGUAAGAACCUUCUUACAUCUAUUACAUCAUCUCCAAAUAAUAAUACUUCCUGCUUACACUAUAGUAUCUUUGUAUCUCUACAAUUGUAUUAACCAAGGUAUAAAUUAGAUUUUGAUUACUUAUGUAAUCUAUACAAAAUCCAAAUUGUUCCACUGCUCAUUCAGCA
Cryptomeria japonica (Japanese cedar) is the source of this 1153-nucleotide messenger RNA. Its product is annotated as transcription factor MYB8. Lineage: Eukaryota; Viridiplantae; Streptophyta; Pinopsida; Cupressales; Cupressaceae. The transcript is spliced from 3 exons. The coding region runs from base 131 to 910 and encodes 259 amino acids. The record is from RefSeq and is a predicted model, not a curated record.